This is a messenger RNA of Amblyraja radiata (thorny skate), 3094 nucleotides long. RefSeq names its product plastin-3-like. The record is from RefSeq and is a predicted model, not a curated record. Gene Ontology annotation, biological process: actin filament bundle assembly; actin filament network formation. The transcript has 16 exons. Bases 174 to 2060 code for a protein of 628 amino acids. Gene Ontology annotation, molecular function: actin filament binding; calcium ion binding. Lineage: Eukaryota; Metazoa; Chordata; Chondrichthyes; Rajiformes; Rajidae. Gene Ontology annotation, cellular component: actin filament bundle; actin filament; cytoplasm.
UGAACUAAGCUCAUAAUUAUAGAGGAAAUGGUUGAGAUUCCUAGGCUGCUCAAAUUCUCAACAGCCAGUUCAAAACCCAUUAGUCACAGUGCAGAGUGAGCUGAGGGUUUAUCGCGCUGCGCACCAUCGCUUUGAAUUAGUAAACUGGCUGGAUUGCACUGGUGAGAAAGGAAAUGGACACCGUUACACAGAUUGCCAAGGAUGAGCUGGAAGAGCUCAGAGAAGCUUUUGCUAAAGUUGAUCUCAACAGCAAUGGCUACAUUUGUGACUCUGAACUCCAUGAUCUUCUCCGUGAAGCCAAUGUUUCAUUGCCAGGAUACAAAAUAAGAGAAAUCGUUCAGAAACUAAUGACCGAAGGUGACAAAGACAAAGACUGCAGGAUCAGCUUCAAUGAAUUUGUUUCUAUUGUUCAAAAUCUGAAAAGUAGUCAUGUUGCAAAAACGUUCAGAAUGGCAAUCAACAGGAGAGAAGGCAUCUGUGCUAUUGGCGGUACCUCGCUUCAGUCAAGUGAAGGAACUCAACAUUCUUAUUCAGAAGAGGAAAAGUAUGCCUUUGUUAACUGGAUAAACAAGGCUUUGGAAAAAGAUCCAGAUUGUAGUGGAAUGCUGCCUAUGGAUCCCAACACAGAUGCUCUGUUCAAAGCUGUCGGCAAUGGCAUUGUACUCUGCAAAAUGAUCAACCUCUCUGUGCCAGAUACAAUUGAUGAAAGAACUAUCAACAAAAAAAAGCUCACGGCAUUUACCAUUCAGGAAAACCUGAAUCUUGCCUUGAACUCUGCUUCUGCUAUUGGUUGCCAUGUUGUCAAUAUCGGUGCUCAAGACUUGAGAGAAGGGAAACCGCAUUUGGUCUUGGGACUUCUGUGGCAGAUCAUCAAAAUUGGGCUGUUUGCAGACAUUGAACUCAGCAAAAAUGAAGCUUUGGUGGCUCUGCUCCGUGAUGGCGAGAGUCUGGAGGAUCUGAUGAAGUUGUCCCCAGAAGAACUGCUGUUACGAUGGGCUAAUUACCACUUGGAGAAUGCUGGCUACCCGAAAAUCAACAACUUCCACUCAGAUAUCAAGGAUUCAAGGGCCUAUUAUCACCUCCUGGCUCAGAUUGCACCGAAAGGUAAUAAAGAAGGAGAAUCACGCAUUGACAUCAAUAUGUCGGGCUUCAAUGAGAAAGAUGACCUGAAGCGAGCUGAGUACAUGUUACAAGAGGCGGACAAACUGGGGUGCAGACAAUUUGUCACCCCAGCAGAUGUUGUCCAGGGGAACCCAAAACUGAAUUUGGCAUUCGUAGCUAAUCUGUUCAACAAGUAUCCAGCGCUUGAAAAGCCUGUGAAUCAAGACAUUGAUUGGAGCUUGCUGGAAGGUGAAACCCGUGAAGAAAGGACUUUCCGCAACUGGAUGAACUCGCAAGGGGUAAAUCCAGCAGUGAACCAUUUGUACAGUGACUUAGUUGAUGCUCUCGUGAUAUUGCAGUUGUAUGAAAAAAUCAAGGUCCCAGUUGACUGGAACAAGGUGAACAAGCCACCAUAUCCCAAACUAGGUGCUAAUAUGAAAAAGCUAGAAAACUGUAAUUAUGCAGUGGACCUGGGAAAGGAGCGAGCAAAGUUUUCCUUGGUGGGCAUUGCUGGAACAGAUUUAAAUGAUGGAAACUCAACGCUAACUUUAGCCUUGGUCUGGCAGCUGAUGAGAAGGUAUACACUGAACGUUCUUGAAGAAUUGGGUGAUGGUCAGAAAGUCAACGAUGAUAUCAUUAUCAAUUGGAUAAAUACAACAUUGAAAGAUGCAGGCAAGUCAUCUACAGUCCAAAGUUUUAAGGAUAAGAACUUAAGUUCGAGUCUGCCGAUACUGGAUUUGAUUGAUGCCAUUCAACCUAACUCUGUUAACUAUGAACUGGUAAAGACUGGAGACCUUUCUAAUGAAGAUAAGCAAGAGAAUGCAAAAUAUACUGUAUCAAUGGCCAGGAAAAUUGGAGCCCGUGUAUACGCCCUUCCAGAAGACUUGGUGGAAGUGAAGUCCAAGAUGGUUAUGACGGUUUUUGCCUGUUUGAUGGGAAGAGGAAUGAAGAGAGUGUAAAAGAGAGACAUUGAAUUAUAAAGCAAAUAAUUGUCCUUUCAGAUAUUUCCAGGUUGAAAUAUGCUGUUGGCAGAACUAGUUUUGAUUUUUUCGCUUUCCAAGACUGGAACAAGUUGCCUGGAAAGGAGACGAUUGCAUUUUUUUUUUUUUCCUUGAAGUGAUAAUACAUUAAUUUAGCAAAGUACACAAUGAAUUGUAUUCAUAUAUAAAUGCCAACAUGCUACACUUUAUCAGCACCAUCAGGUUUUUAUCUCCAUGGCGUGAAUAUGGGGCAUGUAUUAUGGUUGGACAUGGAUCAUGCUGGGCUUUAUUUUUGUAGGUAGAUUUAUUUUUGGGUAAUUGGUAUUGUAAUUAAGGUUUAUUGGGUGGUAUUUUUUUUAAGCAAAAAACCAAUGAUAAGUCUUUCACAUUUUGACAAUCACUGCCCUUUGCAUUUUUUCUCUCGUGUAAUAUUAAUUGCACGUAUUUAAACCCUGCGUUGCUACGUUUCAGUAACACUUUCAGUUUUUGCGUGUAAAAGUUAGCAAUUUUGAGGUUCCAAAGACAGUUAUAGACCAUAAACAUUUUUCCUCUUGAUUGAUGAAGAGAUUAUGUAUUUUCUGCAAUUUGUUUUUAAAGGUCACCUGGCCCCUCUAAUUCUCCAUGCUAGAUACUGAUUUCAGUGCAUUCCUUAGUCCGAAUAAUUAUGAAUCAUAAUUUUACCAUGUUUCAUUGUCUUAAGAAUGUUUUUAUGAAAAACAAAGCAAAAGCUGCAUGAGAGAUUAAUACAUUUUAUUUAAAAUAUUAUGCAAUCAUUUUAUGCAGAGAAGUGCCAAAGUUCUUAUGUUCUGAGAACUGUCAGAAUUAAAUAUAUUGGAAAUGUGGGACCUUUGAGAUGCUUUGGUACAUUGCAGGUAUGUUUCAUAAGUUUGAGGUGUGUUUUACAUCCAGGGAUUUAGCAUUUACUAAUCUAAAUUUUUAAUUGCGGAGCAAAGCUUUCAUUAAUAUUCAAUGGUAAUGGUGGCAAAAGUUGACAUUAAACGUUUUGAUAUGUA